AAAAUUUUAUUUCAAUAUGGAUUCAGGCAUGGAUUCUGGAACGGGCAAAUUAUGCCAAGGAAGCAAUCCAAGGGUUCUAUCGCUUUAUAUGGAAUCUGUUCUAUGCUGAGUAUGCAAUAUUUCCGUUCAUCUAGAGUUUUCUUUUUAUAUUUCUCUUUGUGAGGGAGUGAAAUUUAUGUAAAUAUCAGCAAGAUUUUGCCAUUAAUACAUUUGUAAUUGAUUUUCUAACAUCAUGCAAGACUUUGCCACAUUUUUGUUCAAAGAAAAGACGGAUUUUUCCAAGCUCCUAUUCACGCGUCCCAAGGUAUUCUGUUUGAAGAUCUUUUCUGGGAAGUUUCUGCAUCAACUCGAAAUGGUUGCUCCUUAGAUGACUAGCAAUUUCAGAGUAUUUAUCCAUCACCAUUCACCAAGUUGAAAGCUUUACUCAAACUUUCUUCUACAAUUCACACACACUGACUUGGCUCGAAUUCUAGCAGUCAUCACGCUCAUUUCUCUUUUAGCUACUUGCUCUGUUUUUCAGGUAGGAGAUGCCCUCUUAGCAACACAGGCUUUCAAAAUUGUUGUUCCCCAACCUUACGCUACAUUCCAAGGACAAUUCCACCACUCUGUUUAAAUCUGGCUGUUAGGCAUUCGCAUUUAGGCAUCCGAGUUCUGAAAUCUUCCACCAGGAAUAUUUUGGCUGCUGCAGACGCUUCAGUUUUCAGUUUACCGAGGAAGGGAUAUCCAUUUCUUCCCCUACGGUCAUGGUUUCAACUUAAUCUUGGGUUAGAUCAAGAGCAGGAGAAAGGUGAUUGUGAAGAGGCAGAGGCAGAUUUGAUGCAGUCUCAGUGCUCGUAGGGAGGCCAUGGAGAUAGGGAAUGACGGGGGAAGAAACGUACUCAGGUUUUGAUGUUGGGUUCCAACUUUUGCUGUGCUCCUCCCAGCAGCAAAAAGGAUGCAAGUAUAUUAUUGGAGAGCUGAAGGUAAGGGAUGACAUGACCGGAAACCAAACAUCCAAUAUAUAAAUGCUCCUUUU
Molecule: messenger RNA, 1015 nt
Organism: Rubroshorea leprosula
Lineage: Eukaryota; Viridiplantae; Streptophyta; Magnoliopsida; Malvales; Dipterocarpaceae
Source: the annotation of a GenBank genome assembly